Molecule: messenger RNA, 2760 nt
Organism: Suillus fuscotomentosus
Lineage: Eukaryota; Fungi; Basidiomycota; Agaricomycetes; Boletales; Suillaceae
Exons: 15
Coding region: 1-2760 (919 amino acids)
Source: RefSeq, a predicted model, not a curated record
AUGCCUCCCAAAGAAUCAUCUUCCACCAAAAAGUGCGCUAACCCGCGGAUGGAAACUCCUGUCAUCAACUUCGUGAUGCAUACCUGCAGUGGUGCGCCUAUCAACCAAUGCAUGACAUUGAUAUUCGUCUUUGAAAGCUUCAGACUAAGACACUACCACCCACCAAAAAAAUCAAACCUACCCCCUUUGCCGAGGGGGAACUUGUUCAUGAGCUUCAACGACUACAGCGCCAUCCUUGCCCGGCACGCGAAAUCCUCCGUUGCUACCACAGAGCCACGCACUGACACUGAGUCUGAUACCCAAGACCACCCGAAGACUGAUGACCUUGUCACGGACGAUGAGGACAACAGUGAAGGACAAGCGGAUGCUCACGAGGGCGAUCCCAAAAUUCAUGAAUCCUUACCCCCCUCUGAUACUCCAGAGGAUGAAAAUUCUUCCUUGGAUGGCGCCCCUUCCUCAGAGAACAACUACCCGUACCGAAAUCAAGAAGCGAGGAGACAGGCUGAACACUGUGCAAUGCUUGCUCAGCGUGAUCCUUCCUCUUCGGAAGAGGAGUCUGAUGAAGAUGAUGAUGAAUACAAAGAAGAUCAAGAAGCCGACGAAGAAAAAGAAGAAGCCGACGACAACGACGACAAUGACUUACCUGCGCCUCCAUCAAAGACAAAAUUGCCCCAGAAGUGCGCACCUCCAAAAGCUCUCCCCCCAAAAUCCACAGUAACAGGGACUCCCCCAUCCACCCAGGUACUCCAGGCUGCUGCGCAUGUGACGAUGAAGUCGGUCGAGAAGAGUCCCAUCUCCAGUGCUCUGCCAAAAAGCUCCAUGGCAAUGGAGACUGAUGAUGACGACAAUGACCCUCCCGUCACUUCUAGACCUGGGCGGCUGUGCCAGGAAGGCAUAGACGACACGCAGGAGCUCGGGCGCAAGACACUUCACGCUGCCAAGUUAAUUGGUGACAAAUAUGGAAAAUCUGCACGCACAAUACUCAUCGAGGCCAGGUUGUCUGUGAAACACUCCAGGGCCGAGACCCCAUGGAAUAUGCACCAAGGAUGGUACAAAGGAAAAUAUCCUCGAGAAACUGAUGAAGAACUUAGUGAUUGGAGAAAGAGACAGCGCGACCACUACUACAACCUUGAAGACAGCGACCCGCUGUGGGAUGACAUACAAGCGCACUAUGAUGGUCACUUGGGCAGUGCUAGUAACAAUCGAUCGCGUGCCAGUAUUGUUAUGUCUACAAGGGACGCACUCGCUAAGCAUGUAACUUAUUCUCACUUAGAAGGCAUUGAGGUCAUUGGCUGUGUCUUUGAUUCGACUCCUGAUGAGGUGGCCCGACAGGCCUUGGGUUUUGUCGCAGGCUCAUCCACCUUCAUGGAUGUCAUCAAUGAACGCCAAGUGGACGCCCAACUUGCGUUAGAUUGGAUUAUUACUGCAGCAAACCUGGUGAAGCCCCAUGGGACCGUUACCGACUGGCGGAAGUUACUCGACGUUGCAUACCAGAACAAGUUUCAAUUCGAACUCUGGCCUGACAAAGUUCCCCCAGUUGGCCCAGACUUCAACUACCACACCCUCAGCGCACAACAUCUGAAGUUACUCGUCGUGCCUUACAUCAAGCGUAGGGCUUUGCAAUAUUAUGACACUGAACUGAAGACUGAAGCUGAGAACUUACUCGAACUUCGGUGCAAGCAAGGACGGAGCAAAAAAACUCUUGAUGAUAUCAUUGACGAGUUGGAUGUCGCUGUGUCUGAGAUUGAUAUUGUUCCUUGGCCCAAAGAUCACAUCGAGCAAUGUGAAAAAGACGACCCUAAAAUGUUUGAUAUUCCUUUGGUCACCAGCGCUUCCAAUAUCGUGCUCCGGAAACUCGCGGACUCCGAGAAAUUCAAGCACUCCAUCCCCCAAGGGUUGCUUCAAAAAUACAAGGAAGCAACAUCAGUAUGUGGUUCGAAUGUCGGUGUUCCUUCGGGAGGAAGGCAGCUUGGAGAUACUACUCGGGAUCGCCAGUCUCAACAACAGACCUCCGCUGCUCGUGAAUAUUCGAUUGUUCGUGAGAACCACUACACUGAUGAUGCAGAUGAACAACUUGCAUCUGAGGCUGAUAGCUUGAAUGCAUCAGACUCUCGCAUCACGAAGAAGUCAAAGUUAAUUUUCAGGUCGUACGUCAUCGUGAUGGUGCGCCACAUGUUGAAUUGCCACCUCUGCACUUUGUCCCUGCUCAUCCUCGACCCCAACUUCAAUCUUGACCUCGCCCUCGCCCUCACCUUCGUGCACCUACACCUGACUACGAACCACAUCAACACUGGGAUGAUGAGGUACAGCAGGUGUCUCCGCAUCAUCUUCAUUCCUAUGGGCAUAAUGUUGCCCAUCAUCAUCGCCAUGAUUUUCUGGCUGCAGGCCCUUCAAGAGUGGUUGCAAGGGCAUGUGAGAGAUCCAAUUAUGACAGGAACACUCCGGCUCCUGGGUAUGAUUCAUAUGAUCGUGAUUUCGUUUACCGUGACUAAUGUUUCAUAUCACUCGAACUAUUGUGCCAUCAUGGCUAUCCCACUCAAUAAAUUAAGAAUAAUGAACUAUCCCACUUAUAUAUAUAUUGGGUUGCUGGGUCAUACCAAGGAUCAAUUGAUGCCCAGUGUCUAUGUAAUAUGCGGUGGGCCAUCCCAGGGCUCGUAUUGGGCUGGCCCAUACAUAUACUGUCCCUUGAAUAUUGAACAAGCAACAAGAACAGGAGGGCUUGGUGAUCUGGUCCGUGGAACAGGAGUGGUGAUGGGUUGA